This is a messenger RNA of Frankliniella occidentalis (western flower thrips), 6086 nucleotides long. RefSeq lists its product as uncharacterized. The record is from RefSeq and is a predicted model, not a curated record. NCBI's taxonomy places the organism in Eukaryota, Metazoa, Arthropoda, Insecta, Thysanoptera, Thripidae. The transcript has a single exon. The coding region runs from base 138 to 5075 and encodes 1645 amino acids.
GUCAGUUCGAGACGCGAAUCCGAGCGAGAUCGCAGCCGAGAGCGAGCCGAGCGUGACCGAGAGCCGAGGCGCGCGCGCGGGGUCUUCGUCGACGUCGGGGAGGUGUACGAUGCGAGGCGCGACGUCGUGACCAUAGGAUGCCGUUCUGCCGGAUCACGGGCGGCAGCCGCGCGCUGCCCAAGCCCAACUACUUCCCCCUGCUGCCCCCCAUCUCGCCCGCUGAUGCCCGCCGCUUCUGCCGCAUCACCGGGAAGGCCAUCGGCCUUCCCGGCCACCACUACAUCCCCGUGCUGGUCGGGCUGGGGGUGGGCCGCGAGCACUGCCACAUCACGCACAAGUCCGAGGGCGGCAACGAGCACCACCAGUUCCUGGGGCUGCAGUCGCGCCGCCACACAGUCCGCCCCGACUACCGCUAUGUCUUCCCCGUGCUGGACGAGGAGAGCGACCUGCUCGUGCUGCUGGACAGCAAGGCGCCCGCCGGCGCGGCGCAGGGCGUCGACGAGGCGCGGAAAUACGUCUACACUGUGGACGAGCGGCGGACCAGCCUUGUGUUCCCGUCGCGGCUCGAGGCCGCCGUCCGGGACGGCGACGUCCGCGACGUGAUGCUGGCGCGCGACGCCGACCACCUGCUCCUGACGCUGCGCAAGGGCAAGAGUGUGUCGCUGGACGUGCGCGACUACGCCAUCGUGGAGGACGAGCUGUGGGAGGGCGAGGGCCCCGGCGAGGUGGCGUACCAGCGCGACGAGGAGGACCGCAAGCGCCGGCAGAAGCGCGAGGCCGGGCUGGCGGACCGCAAGCGCAUCUUCGAGGCCAAGGAGGACCUCGCCGCGCAGGAGGAGCGCCGCCGGCACUCGGCCAAGGUCAUGAAGGUCAAGAUGCAGGCGGAGCGCGCCGCCGAGAAGGCCGAGAAGGCCGCGCGGAAGAAGGCCAAGCAGAGCGGGCCGCGCAAGUGGGACCGCUUUGAGGUGGAGGAGGCGAGCACGGACGCCCACAUGUACCUGGCCAGCGGGGAGCUCAAGGAGCUGGCCAAGCCGUUAUCCGGCACGUUCGACGCGGAGACCUUCGUCAAGGAGGCCCCCCUCCGCGGGGAAAACACUAUCACGAUUCUACCGACCCCGGUGGAUGUGCCGUCCGUCGUCGUCGACCUGGAGACAUCGUCGCCCGGCAUAGUACAGCAACCUGCUCUGCUGGAGGAGGUCGGUGGCUUCCCCACCGUCCACGCAGUGGCGCCCUUCACGCCGCUGACCGCGGAGCCAUGCCCCGAGCUGCAGGCGGCCGUGCAGCUGGUGGACCCCGGCGCCCUGCCCCGCCAGGCCGAGGUCAAGUCCGUCCUCAUGGAGGAGGGCGCUGACGGCAAGUUGCUCAACCAGCUGCCUCGCAUCGAAGAGAUCCCCGACCUUGUCAACAUGCUUGACAAGGGAGAGGCCGUGAACGUCGGCGGCAAAGUGCACGCCCUUCGGCUGGACAUCGCUGCUGCCCAGGGCGCACAGGCGCAGCGGCUCGUCGUCGGCCAGAGCGUGGAGACGCCCAGCGGCCGCGUGUUCGUCCCCGGACAGACGGUGGAGACCGCCAACGGCCCCGUGUUCAUGCCGGGCCUCACCGUGCACACCCCGGACGGCCCUCUGCUCAUCCCCGGCCAGGCCGUGGAGGCCCCGGGCACCCCGGGCCAGCAAGUGUUUGUGGCCGGCCAGUCCCUACACACCCGGGACGGCCACAAGUUCGUGCAGGGCCAGAUGCUGUACGCGGCUGACGGCGAGGGCCGCUUUGCCCCGGGCCAGACGGUGCUCACUCCAGAAGGCCCGCGGUUCGUCCCGGGCCAGGUCGUCAACGACGGCGCCGAUUUCGUGGUCGGGCAGACCGUCAACACGCCCAACGGUCCCAAGUUUGUACCUGGUCAGACACUCACCACCCCGUCCGGAGAGGCCAUCUUCUUGCCCGGCCAGAGCGUCGAGGUUCAGCACGCCGACGGCGAGAAGGAGUGGGAGUUCGUGCCGGGCCAGUCCGCGCGGGCCGACAACGGUGAGCUGCGGUUCAUCCCAGGGCAGACCAUCGCCACCCCCGACGGCCCCAAGUUUGUCGCCGGACAGACCGUUGUCGACGAGGCCGGGGCCGCCCCUCAGUUCGUGCCCGGAGUGUCGGUGCACGACAACAAGACGGGCGCGCUCAAGUUCGUACCCGGCGCCACUCUGGAGACUGCCGAUGGCCUCAAGUUUAUCGAGGGCCAGGUGAUCAAGACUGAGAAGGGCGUCAAGUUCUCGCCCGGUACGUUCCUGGUGGGGGCCGACGGCGUGACGGUCGUCGAAUUUACACCCGCCAUCAGCCUGGCCGACAUCGUGUUCCGGGACGGACUCCCGGACCCUGGAGUCGACAACGCCCUCGAGCACCGCGAGGAAGUCCUCGGUCACAUGGUGCAGACGUCUCACGGCGUCGAGUUUUUCCCGGGCAAGGCCAACGGCCUCCCCUCUGGCAAAGUGAUCCAGGGCAAGCUCGUCAAGAGCGCGUCCGGCGCCGUGCAGUUUGUCCCCGGCAUGGACAUCGACGGCCUGUUCGUCCCCGGCCAGCUCGUGAUGACGGAACUGGGCGAACAGUUUGUGCCCGGCCAGGUCGUCGAGACGAAGGAGGGCCCCAAGUUUGUCCCCGGCCAGGUAGUGGAGACCCACGCUGGCCCCAAGUUCCUCCCGGGACAGACCGUGCUGACCGCCGACGGACCGCGCUUCGUCCCCGGCCAGAUCAUUGAGACCAAGGCCGGCCCCACCUUCAUCCCGGGCCAGGUCAUCUGCACCGAGGAGGAGGGCUCGCGCUUCGUGCCCGGCCAGAUCGUCGACACCCGCGAGGGCCCGCGCUUCGUGCCCGGCCGCGUCAUCGAGACGGGCGACCGCGUCACCUUCGUGCCCGGCCAGAUCGUAGAGACGGCGGACGGGCUGCGCUUCGUAGCGCCGGACCUCCAGGACACGGAGGAGGGCGGCUUCGAGUUCUCGCUGCAGGGCUUCGAGGUGACACCCGAGGAGCUGCGCCUGAUGCGGCCGCACCUGUCGGCGACCUCCACGGCGCCCACCACGGCCGGCCAGAUGAGCAUCGACUCGCGCAUGCUGCGCCAGCUCUCGCACGCCGGCAUGGUGGUCGGCAAGCAGGUGGCCGCCGAGCUGCCGGGCGUAGACGUGUCCUCGCUGCCCACCCUGGCGCUGGCCGAGCAGCUGGGCCUGGAGGGCGUGUCCGCUGUCAAGAUGGGCCACGUCCUGGAGGCGGUGCUCAAGCUGAGCUACGGCCUGCUGGACGAGCGCGGCCACGUGCGCCGCAAGAUGAGCGUGACCAUUGAGCGAGGCCUGAUAGCGGGCGGCGCGGACGUGGAAGCCCUGACCCAGGAGGAGGAGGCCCUGAAGAACAUGCUGACCGAGGCCAUCGUCACUGCCUGCAUCACCAUGGACGAGCAAGCUGAGGAGGAGGACGUGCUUCGCGCCGUGUGCAACUUCUUCAACAGCAUCCUGGAGUCGGUGCGCGACAAGGAGGGCGUUGUGGAAGCCCUGCAUGGCUUCGUCACGUACCCGGGCCAUGUCGGGCUGCUGUGUCGCGAGACGGUCUGCCAGCUCGGCCAGGGCCUCAGCCGGGCCGACCUGCUCCGGUCGCUCCUCUGGGGCGGCGAGGACGUGCUGGACCGGCUGGGCAAGGUCCUCGAGCAGGACCAGCUGGGCCAGGCCUUCCUGCACCUUGCCGAGGCGGAGCCUGAGCUCAUGGAGGUGGUGCUGCGCCGCGUCACCGAGGCCGUGCGAACUGCGGCGGCCGAGGGCAUGGACGGCCUCGACUCAGAUCAGGACGCCGCCGAGGUCCUGCAGCGUGCCAUCGUGGCCGUGGUACGCGAGGCCAGCGAGCUGCGGCUCCAGGAGAUGCUCGACAGCGACGAGCUGGCGCUCCGGGAGCUCUUCGUGCAGGCCAUCAACCUGGCACGGGCGCUCGGGAUGCACGACACCGCGUCGGGGCUGCUGCAGGUGCUGAGCGACCCCAGCGCCACCCGGCUGCUCGCCGGCGACCGCAUCACUCUGGACAUCCUGCAGCGCCUCACCGUCAUGCGCCAGCUGGCCGAGCGCCGGCCCAAGUUCAACUCUGCCCUGGGCAAGCUUGUCUCUGACCCGGAGACCGCCCGGAACGACCCCCGCCUCCGGGAGCUGGUGCGACAGAGCGCGGCACUCAUGGUGGUCCCGGAGGACCGGUGCCUCCCGGAGCUGCAGAGCUCGGCCGACAUCCCCACCGCGCUGUUCCACAACACCCUGGCCAUGGAGGAGUACCUCCGGCGGCGGGGCGCGGGCACUAAGGGCGCGCUUCUCAUCGUCAAGCACGGCUUCCAGACCGUCAUCCCCCGGGAGGCCGCCCGGGACGUGCUCACCGGCCAGAUCCCCUACUCGCUCGUCGACCAGAAGGGCAUCCGCCACUUCGCCCCCAUGCACGUGUUCUCGGCCCUCAGGCUGUCGCAGCCGCUCGCCAACCGCUACUCCAUGUACAGCCGCAGGGGCUCCGGGGCCUCGGCCGCGUCCGGCCUCAGCUCGGUGCCCGAGCAGGACGCGGCGCCCGGCGCCCCCGCACCGCCGUCCACCGUCCCGUCAACCUGCCUGCGGUGCAUCCACGGCGACCACCGCCACCACUCCACGUUCAGUCAGCCCACGACCGAGGUCAGCUCCUGUAGCGGACACUCUCACGGGCCCGCCAACGGCCACGUCAACGGCCACGUCAACGGCCUCGUCAACGGCAACGGCCACAUCAACGGCCUCGCCAAUGGUGACACCUACGGCAAGGGCCUCGUCAACGGCCACGCAAACGGCCACACCAAUGGCCAAGUCAAUGGUCACGCCAAUGGCCACAGUAACGGCCACGACAACGGUGUCGUUGACGACGAGGUCUGCCCGCUGCCUGCCGCGAAAGCAGUUCUCGACAAAGGGGCGGCAAAACUGGCUGCCAUACUGAGUAAAGGCCUUACCAACGGCACCACCGCCGACGUCGCCGAGGGCCCCGUCGACGGCCGCGCCGUUGGUCUCGCCAACGGCCUCCCCAACGGUCACCUGAACGGACACGCCCACCCUGUGUAACAGCACGAAGUAGACGACUGUCUGUGUAUGAGGAAUCUGUUGAUAACUCAUUUGUGAAGGGGGAAGGGGGCGGCUUGUAUUUCUGGCAGGGGGGCGCCUCGCCCUUGAGAGGACGAUCGUCUAUUGAAGACUGACAGGCCACGAAUGGCACACUGGCGUGGCGGGCUAAAUUUAAAUGUGGGUUGGUUUGCCUUGUAUUGCCCCCUCCCCCUUCUCCCUCCCUUCCCAGUGCAACGGCCCCGUGUCCCCUCACCAAGCAUGACAUUUUGUGCGGAAACGACUAAUGUUUUUAAAUCUAUCUAGCGGUAGAAAGACAUUGCGUUUAGUUUACCCCCCUGAUCCCGUGAUGUAAGUGGAUGUGAAGUGAGGAGAGCGAGCGUGAUGCCCACGCUCCCUUGUGUCUGACAUUCCUAGCGGUAACUAAUCCAAACCAGCCCCGACUUAUUGUCAUACGUGUUUCAAAAGUUUGCUGUUAAAUAAAUCACUGUUACUGGAAAAUGAAAUUCUGGAAAGUUUGUAAUAAAAAUUCGGCUAAUUUGAAAUUACCAAAAAUUGUAACGGUUAAACCUACAUUCUGCUUGAAACUAUGUGAGAAUAUCUUUAUUCAGUGACAUGAUGGUAUCUGGUUUUGUUCGCGAUGGAAUAACAAUUGUGAUCUCCAUUUUUCAAUAAAUUAAGUCAAUAUUUUUCUUGUGAUUUGUGUAGUAUGUCUGUUGUGCGUAAUGAAUGUCUGAAUGCCUGUGAAAAAGAACGUAAUCCUAAUCUGAAUGUGUCUUAGCAAGUUAAUGUUGCUCGUCUAGUCAGAGCCAGAAGGCUGGGACGGCAAAGUGUUGCGUUUACGCACGUUCGCUGUCGUAAAAUGUCAUAUAUUAAAAAUAAUGAGGUGCAUGUCAGUAAUAUUUUUGAUAGACAUAGAAUGUUCGGUACUAAGGCUUGUGAAAACUAGGUUAAGUAGAGAUGUGGAAACUGUACUGUGUUAACAAAACAUUUAAUAAAAAGUAAAAUUGCUAA